This is a messenger RNA of Pogonomyrmex barbatus (red harvester ant), 4992 nucleotides long. RefSeq lists its product as uncharacterized. Gene Ontology annotation, molecular function: protein binding. The record is from RefSeq and is a predicted model, not a curated record. Lineage: Eukaryota; Metazoa; Arthropoda; Insecta; Hymenoptera; Formicidae.
UCGUUUCCGUUGGUUUCCGCCUCGUCACAAAUCGUGACUCGCACUGCGUGUGUUCGCACACGUUUAUCGUUCUUCGGCGAUGUUUCGUGCGACAGCGUGAUUCUUUCCCAAGUUUACGUUAUCGGAUCUCUUCGCGUAAUACGUUGGACGGACGUCUUGCAGAUUAGGUUCGUCUCUUUGCUGAACGAAAUGGAAUCUAUGGAUGCGCGUCUCGUGGCGCAAGCAUUGAACUACCAUGGCCAGCAGUUGCAGAAAGUGUGGGAAGGAGAACGCAACGAAAAUGAGCUAGUCAUGCUCAAUCUUAAGGAUCCUAGCUUUGAGAUUUAUCAACAGCGACAAAAGACUCUUAGCUUUGGAGAUAGAGGCAAACGUCUGAAGCUUCAGCAGUUUCUUACUAAAAAAGCUGACGACUUGUAUGAUAAAGCAAACUUGGAGAAGUCUUCAGAAUGUAUCAAACAGGAACUGGGAGAUGAAGAGUUUUAUGCUACAGUACCAGCACUUGAUACUUUUGUCACCAUGGAAAAGUCGCAACGCAUUCGCAACUUUUUGGAGAGUUUAGUAGUUGGAGAUGUAAUUUUCGCGCAAGUAAUGGGUAAAAGUGCCGCAGGUCUACUUCUAAAGGUGCUUUGUAACUGCAGUGACUGUCCUAGAGUUGUUGGUGAAUUGGGAGUUAAGGCAUUGAUACUAAAUACGGCCACUGUGCCGGCGGUGGACAAGAAAGGUGUUACAAGAGGCUACAUGGCAAAUGAUCUCGUCUGCGUCGUAGUCAGUGAAGUUAACGUUGAAGCCGAGCGAGUUGUUGCAGUUAUGAACGUACCUGCCCGGGAAGGGCAAGCACCACACCCAGCUAUGGGACUUAUCCAUUCCGAUGAUCUUCCAGAAGCCUAUAAGAAAGCGAUGGACAACAAAGGCCAGAGUUAUGAAACGCUGUUGGAGAAUAGUACUGGUUUCAACAAUCCAAACAACAUAAAAUAUCUGUGCGACUUAAUCGGUCUGGGACAAGAGAAUCAUUCCAAUAUGGUUGGAUUGAGAGAGAGAUUUCCGCCAAAUGAAUACGCUUCUGAAUUACGGCAAGCACAAGCGAGCAAGUGGGCAUUCCGAAGUGUCGCUGAGGGUAUAGAUCAUUUCAAAGCCGGUCGUCAUUCCGAAGCCUUCCAAUGCCUCAACAAAGCGCUCACUGUUGAUCCUCGCAACGUUGAAGGUUUAGUUGCUCGAGGAGCAUUAUAUGCAAAUAGCGGAAGCUUCAAGAAGGCGAUUGACGACUUCGAGACAGCCUUGAAAUUAAAUCAAACGCAUGCAAAUGCUCGUAAGUAUAUGGCGGAAACGUUAGUUGCGCUUGGACGCAGUUACGAGGAUGAGAAGAAAUACGAAGAUGCUCAAAAAGCAUGAAAUUGUUUGGCGAUUGCGCCAUAUCAUGAGGAAGCGCGAAAUUCAAUUGAGUAUAUAAAAUCUAAGACUCUCACUGCAUCGCUGAAUCCUUUGGAUACAUUUAAGAGCUUCGAAGCUGAGAAUGAUGCUGCAGAAAAUAAAAAAGAUAAAAAGAAACGCAAAAAGGAAAGAAAAUCUAGAUCAAAGAAAAGACAGAGAUGGAGCUCCAGUUCGAGCUCUUCGUCCAGUGGAUCUUCGAGCUCUUCGAGCUCAGAUUCGAGUAGCUCAUCGUCAUCCGGAAGUUCACGAUCGGCCUCUCGUUCGCCAAGUCGUAAACGCAAACAUAAGAAAGAUCAUCGCAGUUCACUUUCUCCACUUAGUAAGCGGAUGGCUCAAUACAAUAAUCCUCCUGCUGCAGCUGCUACCACACACGAUACUAUCCCACCAGCUUCAUACACUACAAAUAGGAAUGAGAAAAUGGAUGAUUACGAAAUCAAAGUCCGCAAGUUUCUUGAGCAAACCAAGGACGAUUCUGAUUACGAAGAUAAGGUAAGGAAGUUCUUAGAAGAGACAGCAAGAUGGAAGAGAGAAAGAGAAAAGGAAAAGAAACAUUCCGAGAGCGAAAAGAAAGAAAAAAAGAAGAAAGAGAAGAAGGGAAAAGAUAAAGAAAAGGAGGACAAGAAGAGUCGAAAGAAGAAGAAGAAAGAAGAACGGAAAAAGCGUAAAAAUAAGGACAAACUUGAACGAGAUUUAGAAGCGUUGAAAAAAUCGUCUUUGCCGGACUUAGAACAAUUAGAGUCCAAGCUUAAUGCUUAUUAUGCAAAAGUUGAAAAAGAUUGUGCGGCACUUAAAAGGUAUGUAGCACAGUAUAAUGACAUACCUUCCCCUCUUAGCAACGCGGAGAAGCUCGCUGAAAGUUCCCGCAGAGAGGAAGAGCUGCGCAGAGAGAGGGAAAGGGAGAGAGACGAGGCUUCGAAGGCAUAUCAUGAGCGGGAAUCCAGGAUGCCGAUGACUGCGCAACAGCGAAAAGAGAUACAGAGGAAGCCACUAACAGACAUAUUUGAACAAGAAUCCCAAUUAAUUCAUCCAGAACCGAAGCUUCCUACAUUGGACACUGCUGCAUUAAAUGCAAAGUGGAAGGCUGCACAAGCUGCUAGACAAAAAGAUGUGCCUUCGCAAAAAUGGCAAGAUAUUCCACCGGAGAGUAAAAAGGCACAAUCUAACGUCUUUGUGGACAGUGAUGAAGAUGAUGAUAAUGAAUUAGAAGAAAGAUUGCAACGCGCGGCUCUUGAAAAAUCCCUGAAUAUACGGAAGCAAAUGCAACGUGAACUUGCUGAAAAACGAGCAGUGCCACCGCAACCUGCACCGACACCACCACCACCACUGCCCAAAGAGCCUCCGAUGCCGAAGCAAGCGCCUGUCAAGUAUCCUACGCCGCAACCACAGAAUAAAUUCCAAUCGUACAAGGAUCCUGCUAUGUCUGUGUCACAGAACACGCCAACCAAAUUUGGCUCUAGCAAUAAUUUGGGCGGCAAGUUUCAACCGAUUGGUCAGAACAGCGGAACUGGACAUCCGCCGGAACCACCGCGUCCUCCGCCAACGGCAAAGAACCAGAGUCAAGCCAAAGGCCCAAGAACCGAUUCCGAUAGCGAAACCGAACGAGGUCAUCGACAGACACCGAAGAAACGUGACUCGAGCGGCAGGGGCGGUAUGAAUAAGCGUAUGAGCAGAGAUCGUCCAGCGAAACGUUCGCGCAGUCGAUCUCGCAGUGCCUCCAGUUCAGGCUCUUCUCGAUCACGAUCUGCGAGACGGAGCCGCUCACGUUCGUAUUCGAAUCGACGAUCUGGUAGUUACGAAAGAAAAUAUAGUAGAUCUCCUUCGGGUACCUACAGCAGAUCACGAUCCCGAUCAAGAUCCAGAUCAUAUACAAGAAGUCGUAGCCGUAGCAGAUCAGGCGAUCGAGGUUAUUAUCGCAAAAGGCAAUUCCGACCGUAUAAUAACCGUGGCACAUAUUACAAACCACGUUUCCAAGGCUUCAACAAUCCGAAUCAUCGCGGUGGCGGUAACAAUUUCCAAAAUCGAAACCGCUUCUAUAAUAAUCAGCAUAAUAAUCGUUUUGGUAAUCGUCGUGGCGGUAAUUUCAACAAUCGCGGUGGUCGUGGUGGUCGUGGCAAUCGUGGUGGUAGAUUCUUUCACAACAAACAAAACUUCCGCGAUUUCCGUGAUAGACGGGACUUCAGGGAUCGCCGUGCUUCAUCGCGCGAUCGAUACAGCGAUCGCAGCUAUUCACCUGAUCCGAUGAGGAAGGUCGACGAAGCGAAGGAGAAGAUCAACAAGAUGCUGGAGGGAGGUGAUGACGUGGAGCAUCAACAAGGUGGCAGUGGCGGCUCAACCGUACCACCUAACAAGAGACAAGCUGGACCCUUGAGCGAAGGAGAAGAGAGAGACGACGAUGACUAUGAAAGAUGGGGAGAGGGAGAGGGGGGCGAUGCAGCCAGCACCAAGAAUGAAGGGGUCGAACCAGUUGACGAUAACCUGGAAGGCAAGGAGUACUUCAUUGAGCGCAUGAAACAGCGAAGCAAGAACGUUUUAAUGCAGAGAGCCAUUGCAGCUAAGAUUUGGUAGUUAUGAUUAUCAUCACCGGUCGCUGCUUCUCUGAUUCUCUGUGAUAUAGUUGCUUUCCUUACAUCGCCCCUCGAACUCAACUCAACAGAUAGUCGACCGAUUGCCGUGAGAUAUACCGAGACACUCUCGUAGUUUUAGUGGCGCGAUCCCUUCUAUUAUAUCACAGACUACAAUUGUAUUUCUAAUGAAAAUAAUGUCAAAAAAAUUCCAUUUUCAAAUAUAACUAAUUUUUUGUUUUCAAUGAUUUAAACUUAGUAUAAUAAACGUAAGGGUCGGAUUAACUGAUGUACGUAAUUAAUUAACGAUCAUACGUAUAAUUAUGACUUAGUUUACGGACGAAUAUACUGGUAAAUCGAUGCUUCGCAAAAUAAUUCCCAAGAUUGGAAUUUUAAAAUAAAAAAAAAAAUUAUAUAAGUCGUAAAUAGUUAGUCGAUAAUAGUUAUUGAUAUAUUUACCUUGUAUAAUAUCUAAUUAAUCGUUUGUUGUCAGUUCAUUAACAUGUAUUCAAUUAAGAGGCUAUACAUGUAAUCAGCGCGAGUGGCUUUUUAUUGUCAUUGUCAAAAUCUAUUUUUUUCCUCCCCUCGAUGGUGUUACACAUUUAUGUUGGAAACAUUUCGGAGAAAGUUAAAGUAAAAAAAAUCUCCCGAAAGAGGAAUACCAUCUAUUCCCGCUAGAUUAUUUAGAAAAUUUUCCGUAAAAUCUAAUAGAGGCCAUCAUUUUCGUAUAUUUAUUUGAUAUUUAGCAGCAAAAUUUUCAUUUUAUCAUUUUUAUUUGAUUCUCAUAAUGAAAUAAUCUUUGUUGUAAUUAGAGACAAAAUCAGUAACGCAAUCCUCGAUAGGCUUUACCAGAAAAUGUUGACAUCCGGAUUAUUGAGCUCAUUAUUGUUUACUUUGAACUGUAAUACGGGCGAUUCUAUUAUAUAAAAUACUUAUGUAUGUUGUAUUGUAAAUGAGUUGGCUGUACAAUUGAAAGUCUCAUAAAUAUAUAAUACAAACUUGC